Messenger RNA from Zingiber officinale, 1109 nucleotides. RefSeq lists its product as uncharacterized. The transcript has 8 exons. Lineage: Eukaryota; Viridiplantae; Streptophyta; Magnoliopsida; Zingiberales; Zingiberaceae. The coding region runs from base 149 to 946 and encodes 265 amino acids. The record is from RefSeq and is a predicted model, not a curated record.
AGUAAACAGCUCGCCGUGUCAAUCCCCGCAACCAAACGCCAGAUUCAUUUCACGAAACGCUGCGCGAUCUCGAAUUCGAUCGCCGCCGCCUCCUCCUCCUCCUCCUUGAAUCGCUGCUCGGAUCUUGCGUCUGCGGCGAGUGGCCGGAAUGACGUCUCAGGCGAACCUUGACAAGAUGCAGCUCCGGCAGAGCUACAGGAACCUCUGGCACACCGACCUCAUGGGCACCAUCCAGGCUGACUUCCCCUUUUGCUGUAUGGCAGUUUGGUGUGGACCAUGUGUCUCAUACAUGCUUCGCAAGCGAGCUCUUUACAAUGAUAUGUCAAGGUACACGUGUUGUGCGGGAUAUCUACCAUGCAGUGGAAGAUGUGGAGAAAGUCGAUGCCCAGAGUUCUGCCUUUGCACGGAGGUUUUCUUGUGCUUUGGCAAUUCUGUUGCCUCAACUCGCUUCUUGCUCCAAGAUGAGUUCAACAUACAGACUACCAAAUGUGAUAAUUGCAUUAUUGGAUUCAUGUUUUGUCUACAACAAGUUGCUUGCAUCUUUUCCAUUGUCGCAAUGAUUGUCGGAAGUGAGGAGCUCCAAGAGGCUUCCCAGAUCCUGAAUUGUUUGGCUGACCUCGUAUACUGCUCAGUCUGCGCAUGCAUGCAGACACAACAUAAGAUUGAGUUGGAUAAGAGAGAUGGCAAGUUUGGACCAGCACCAGUGAUGGCUGUGCCUCCAGUCCAGCAAAUGUCGCGCAUUGAUCAGCCUAUCCCACCACCGGCAGGAUACGCCCCUCAACCAGUUUACGGGCAACCUUAUGGUUAUCCUCCACCCGCUGGUUCAUAUCCUCCUCCUCCUGGUUCAUAUCCUCCUGCUGGCUCAUAUCCACCACCUGGCUCAUACCCUCCACCUGGCUCCUACCCUCCACCUGGAUAUCCUCCUGCUGGCUACUAUCCCAAGUAGAAGGCAUGAAUUGUGUGAAGCACUUUAUGGAGAUAAAAAUGAACAUAAUCAUAGAUUAUUCUGCGUUCGAGAUUAUUCUACGUUUUGAAUUUCAGCAACAUUUGUAGUUGUGAUCUUUGAUGUUCAGAUUGUCAAGUGGUUUAUAAACUGUCACUUUGUCUUC